UCCCUCUCGAUGUGUGUGUACACGUGUGUGUGUGUGUGUGUGUGUGUGGUCUCGAGAGGAGUCAGUCGAUCGACCAGCUAACCUUUGCAUAUGCGCCGUGUGGACGGCUCUGUCUGUGUGUGUGUGUGUGUGUGUAUGAUGCAUGCUGCGUACUGGGAAGGGAAAACGAUGGCAGCAGGCAGACAACAUGCAGGCUACAAGUGUGGAGGGGUGGUGGGUAGGUAGAUGGAAAGGAUCUGUCUUCCAUACCCUCCCUCCCCCACCCCCCCUCCCCUGCUCCUCUCUGAUACCCAACCACCCACACUGUGCCUGCCGGAGCAGAUAAGGGCAGUCGGCAGUGAGUAAGAAGCAAUGGGUUCAUGAGGCAAAUCGUCGAAAAAUCACUUAGUAGGAGCCGCAAACAUUUUCCACAUGCAUAUAUUCCAUCCAUCCAUCCUUCCACAAAGGCAUCGCUCUCUCUCUGCUGCUUGCUAGCAAAAGUGCUCGGCUGCCGAUACCGACAGUAUACCAUGAUAGGACGGACGUGCAGCCGAUACGUCAAGGACAUCACUGGUAAGAGCAAAGAGGUCAGCUUGAGGCCCUCUUUGCUCUGCCCCCUGACGCACCCGACGCAUCGAGCAUCAACACGCCCUACCGACCUGCCGUUUGUGAGCAGCACAGCCAUUUGAGUGCAAGGCUCAUGUCUGUCUGUCUGUGUUGCCACCCCGUCCGCCUACCCUCCCUCUCUGUGAUUGUGGAGCCCUCGUAUAUGUGAUGGGUGGCACACGAUCGCGUGGACAGAAGUAAAGUGAUUCGCCUCGGUCACGCCAUCCAGACGCACAGCCCAGCCCACCCAUCAUCACGAAAGCCCCAAUGUUCGUAGAGAAAAAGCGGUAGCAGCCAACACAACAUGUGGAUCUCUGUCUGUCUGGCUGUCUGUCUGUCUGUCUGGGUGAGAUGUCGCCACACACCAUCCCAUCGGCCGUCAUCAGCAGGCACACGAUACAGGUAGAAUGAACGGCCAAAGACGUGCAGGAACGCAGGAAGGCAAGGCAUGCACACACACACAAGACAAACCUAGCUCGGCACACACGCCCACUCACGCAGAGAAACCCUAUACACAGCAACCCUCCCCUCCCCGGCUCCCUCCCUCCCUCUAUCGUACCAACAGCCGUCAACCGUCUCCCUCUACUCAUCCCUUCGCCACCCCAGCGAGCUUCCGCAGCACCUGCAGGUCGCUGCGGAUCUCCUCCCCCGUCAGCACCACAUUCGCCGGCGGGCAGACAUAAAACCGCGUUGGUCUCUUGCCGGCAGAGCACUUGCCACGCCUCGCCCCACCACCACGGCCACGGCCACCGCCACCGCCCGGACGGUCAGGCAGGCUCACUCUCACGAACUCCUCGCCCUCCACCGUCACCAUGCGACGCGUGACGCGACGUCUCAGCGGGCCGGCGGACGGGGGCGGGGAAGGGGCGCUGUGUGUCUGUUUGGCGGGUUUGGUGGGUUGACCUGGUUUGGCGGGCUGCUUCUUGGCUUUGGGCGGUGGUCGGAGCACGCGAUUGUGUGUGAUGUCACGGGCGUGGCUGUGGGGCCGCCGUGGGCGCCACUCGCCGUCGGCAUCUCCCCCCUCAUUGCCGCCGCCGGCAUUGGCCAUCUCGAGCUUGCGGCGUCGCUUGAGCACGUCCAGGGGCACCUCGUCGCUGGUGUCGCCCUCCUCGCCACACACGGCUACAGCACCGCCUCCGCCACGACCGUUGCGCUCAUAUUUCGCCUCCGCCCUCCCGUCUGGCUGCUGCUGCUGCUGCUGGUGCUGAUGGUGUGUGCGCUUCUUGCGGUCUCUGCGGUUGGGUUUGCUGUUGCUGUUGGAUGGCUGCUGUUGCUGGUGCUGCUGUGGUUCUGACGGGGGGAGGGAGGGCAGCUCGUGGUCGAGAUUGUAUGGCGCACAGGGCAUGUUGCAGAGGGCGUGGCGGGUGGCGGAUGGUGACGGAGAGGGAGAGCGGUCCUCAACCUCCUCCCGCUCAACGACAACACUGAUCGACACACACGCAGAGAGACGAGGAGAGAGAGAAAUGGCCACUCUGAUCUGAUCCCUCCGUCGUGGGGGCGGGCGUUAGCUCUCUUUUCAACUCACUCAGAAACUGUAUGCGAUGGUGACGACUUCAGGACAAACCCAAUCACCCCCCCGGCCCCUCCCAAGCCCACAGGCUGCUGCACCAUCACAUUGCUGCUGCCGCCAUCGGUCUGCAUGUCCGCCACACGCGCCACCCUGGCCGCACCUAACAUCGGCACCCGCCCUCUACCGCUCUGCGCAAUCAGCCCCGCCAGGCUCUGCUUGGGCUCCUCCAGGGAGCGCUUGACGCUCUGCAUCCCUUCUUCGAAGAUCUGGAUGGUCGCCAUGAGCGCGCUGGCGCUGGGUGUCGUUUCGGUGCUGGUGCUGUGGGUGUAGGCAAAGGCCUUUGCGUGUGUGUGGUGCUGGUGCUGGUGCUGGUGCUGAGUCGUGUCGAUGGUCGUGGCCUGAUCCAUGGACGACUUGGGUGAGGGCUCUUUGGCGUCGAGGAUGCUGUCGCUGAAGUCGUGGCUGUUGGUCGGGGGGAGGAUGGGCAGGUUGAGGGGGAGGGG
Molecule: messenger RNA, 2598 nt
Organism: Vitrella brassicaformis
Lineage: Eukaryota; Vitrellaceae
Source: the annotation of a GenBank genome assembly